GCAGGGCUCAGGGCGCAGUGCGCAGUGCGCAGGCGGCGGCGCGGGCGCGAUGGCGGCCCAGGACGGCGGCGAUGAGGUCCGAGUGCUGCAGAACCUGCGCGGGAAGAUCUGUGAAGCCAAACAUUUAGUACCCAACAAAAUGAGAGAUGUUUUCUGUACUAUAAACUUGGACCAAGAGGAAGUUUUUCGUACACAAGUAGUUGAAAAAUCUUUGAGCCCUUAUUUUGGGGAAGAGUUUUACUUUGAGAUUCCACGAACAUUCCAAUGGUUGUCCUUCUAUAUUUAUGAUAAGAGUGUUUUACAAAAAGACCUGCGUAUAGGAAAGGUUUCAAUCAAGAAAGAAGAUUUAUGCAACUACACAGGCAAAGAGAACUGGUUUUUGCUUCAACCUAUUGAUUCUAAUUCAGAGGUUCAGGGGAAAGUUCACCUUGAAUUAAAACUGAAUGAACUGAUAACAGAUAACGGAUCUGUGUGCCAGCAGCUAGUAGUACACAUAAAGGAGUGCCAUGGGUUGCCUCUUAUAAACGGACAGAACUGUGACCCUUAUGCAACAGUCUCUCUUGUGGGUCCUUCCAGGAAUGACCAAAAGAAGACCAAAGUAAAGAAGAAAACAAGCAAUCCGCAGUUUAACGAAACAUUUUAUUUUGAGGUAACUAGGUCCAGCAGUUAUACCAAAAAGUCCCAGUUUCAGGUGGAAGAAGAAGAUAUUGAGAAAUUGGAAGUCAGGGUUGACCUAUGGAACAAUGGAAAUUUGGUACAAGAUGUCUUUCUAGGAGAAAUUAAAGUUCCUGUGAAGGUGUUAAGAAAUGAUUCCUUUCAAGCAUGGUACUUACUUCAACCAAGAGAAAAUGGAAAUAAAUCUUCCAAAACUGAUGAUCUGGGAUCACUUAGAUUAAAUAUUUGCUAUACUGAAGACUAUGUACUUCCAUCUGAAUACUAUGCUUCUUUAAGAAACUUGCUGCUAAAAUCGUCAGAUGUUCAGCCAAUUUCUGCAUCUGCUGCCUACAUUUUGAGUGAAGUGUGUCGAGACAAAUAUGAUGCUGUUCUGCCUCUUGUAAGAUUGUUGCUACACCACCAUAAGCUAGUUCCAUUUGUCACUGCAGUAGCAGAGCUAGAUCUGAAGGAUACUCAGGAAGCAAACACAGUUUUCAGAGGGAACACAUUAGCAACUCGAUGUGUUGAUGAAAUGAUGAAAAUAGUGGGGAGGCACUACCUAAAAGUUACAUUGAAACCAGUUCUUGAUGAGAUAUGUGAGUCUCUAAAACCUUGUGAAAUAGAUCCCAUCAAACUAAAAGAAGGUGAUAACGUAGAAAUUCAUAUGGAAAAUCUACGCUAUUAUGUAGACAAAGUAUUCCGUGAAAUUGUGCAGUCAAGUAUAAGUUGUCCUACCCUAAUGUGUGAUGUUUUUUAUUCUUUGAGGCAUCUGGCUGCCAAAAGAUUUCCAAAUGACCCUCAUGUACAGUAUUCUGCAGUGAGCAGCUUUGUGUUUCUUCGUUUCUUUGCUGUAGCCGUAGUCUCACCUCAUACUUUUCAUUUACGACCUCACCAUCCAGAUGCACAGACUUCUAGAACAUUAACUCUUAUAUCAAAAGCCAUCCAGACUUUGGGGAGUUGGGGAAGUUUGACCAAAAGCAAACUUUCAAGUUUCAAGGAGACGUUUAUGUGCGAGUUUUUCAAAACAUUUCAAGAAGAAAAGUUUACUGAAUCUGUUAAAAAGUUCCUGGAUGAUGUUUCCUCAACGGAAAGUAAAGAGCCCAGUGGUCUGAGUGAGCCAGUACAUCUAAAAGAAGGAGAAAUGUACAAAAGAGCUCAGGGAAGGACUCGGAUUGGUAAAAAGAAUUUCAAGAAACGGUGGUUCUGUCUAACAAGUAGAGAAUUCACCUACCACAAACAGCAAGAUAAAGAACCAAUUUUCACUAUUCCAAUCAAAAAUAUCCUUGCAGUGGAGAAGCUUGAUGAGAGCUCCUUCAACAAGAAAAAUAUGUUUCAAGUACUACAUGGAGAGAAGCCACUCUACAUCCAAGCAAAUAACUGUGUAGAAGCUAGUGAGUGGAUAGAAGCUCUCUGCCGGGUAACAAGAUGCAAUCAGAAGAGACUUACUUUUUACCAUCCUUCUGCUUUUCUGAAUGGGAACUGGCUUUGCUGCAAGGCUACCGUAGAGAACACAGUGGGCUGUGCUCGUUGCACUGCAGAUGUUCCUGCUGAUACUCAAAUUGAGAUUGAUGGAGAUAGAGAGACAGAGAGGAUUUACUCACUUUUUACCAUCAACAUAUCUAAGCUUCAGAAGCUGGAAGAGGCUUGUGGAAGUAUAGCAGUCUAUCAAGGUCCACAGAAAGAACCAGAUGACUAUUCUAACUUCACAAUUGAAGACUCUGUAGCAACCUUUCAUACGCUUAAACAAAUAAUAGAUAUAGUAGAAAAGCUGAAUGACUCCCAUGAAAAAUAUCGAAAGAAGAGAUCAUCUAGUGCUAAAUAUGGCAGUGAAGAAAAUCCAAUUGUUGGAAAAGUUUCCUAACCAAAACAAACUGUUUCUUAUGUGGAAGAAGAAGAAACUGGAAAUGUUCCUGGGUUGUCUUUGGUGGUGUUUUUGUUUGUUUGUUUUUUAUUCAUUACCUACACUUUUGCAAAGUAUUUAAGAAUGAACAUAAAUGCUAGUUGUAUUGACAAUCUAUUUAAUAUUUAAUAGGAAACUGUCUGGUCAGAAAUCUGGUCUUAAAGUUUAUUCCCAUUUUGCUGAAGAACUUGAAAUUCCAGGUUCUUGAAGUAACAGAUGUGAAUAAAUCUAAAUGUUUUUCUGCCAUUACUGUCUUAUUGGAAAGAACUUUAUAAACAAAUAAGCUUUUUAAUGAAAGAAACUCAAUACAGUAGUUGUUGAUUGGAUUACAUCUCUGAGUUAUAUAUACUGCAAACUUGCAUCAGUUUACCAUGAGUGCCUGCCCUGCUGAUGUGGAUCUUGAAAUUGAAAUCCUGAGAUACUUCAACAUGGAAAAAAAUCUAAAGCUUCAUAUUCAAUUAAUUUGACUUUUUUUUUCAUGUUAGGUUUUGUCAGCACUUGACUUGACUUAAUCCUGGAGUUUUACAAAAUCAUGCAGUAUAUUGCGUAUAAUCUGGACAGCAGAUACCAGUGUUAGGUUUUUUUUUUUUUUUUUUUUUUUUUUUUUUUUGUUGUUGGGGUUUUUUUUUUUAGUACUAAAGAAGAAGAAAUCAGGGAACAUUUAUUGUGCCUUGUGUUUACAUUUGGGGUGAGUAAUAUAUGGAGUGACAUUAGACCACUAUCUAUUUUCUUUAGGAUUUUUUUAAGGUACAGAUUUUUUUUUUCUUUAUUUUAAUACGAAAUGCAGGGUAGCAACCUUUCCUCUAUAUCCCCCCCCCCCCCCCCCCAAAAAAAAAAAAAGUUUGCCUGCAGACACAAAUGUGAACAGAUUGUGGUUAAGAAAGUACUGAUGAACUUACAUGAUCCCACAUAUGAUUUUCUUUUUUAAUAAAAAAUAAUAAUGAUGCCCAUUAUCUUUUGACUACAAAUCUAAUAAAUAAUGCAUCUCUAGUAUAAUCACUCAAAGCACUUUAGAUAUCUGGACUAUCCCAGAUUAUUUUUAGAUACUUUGUAGUAUCUGCUUGUUAUGAUCAGUUGAAUGAUCAAUGUUUUGUCAAUGCUUAAGUGAUAUUUUUGUGUCUUUGUUUGUAUGGAUUCUUAUUUGCCAGUUAACACAAUUUUAAACUGGCAUUCUUGAGUUUAGGAAGACUAAUUUUCUUGCUCACUUCAUCUGAGAAUUUAUGUUGUAUUGAAAGGAUAUAUAUGUAUAGAACCAGGAAGAAGCAAAGGUAUUACUGUGGCAACUUUGCUUCAACAGUAUUAAAUGCAACUGUCUAUAUGUGGUACUUUUUA
Molecule: messenger RNA, 3886 nt
Organism: Rhea pennata
Lineage: Eukaryota; Metazoa; Chordata; Aves; Rheiformes; Rheidae
Gene: RASA2
Product: RAS p21 protein activator 2
Exons: 24
Coding region: 50-2515 (821 amino acids)
Biological process (GO): negative regulation of Ras protein signal transduction; regulation of GTPase activity; intracellular signal transduction
Molecular function (GO): GTPase activator activity; phospholipid binding
Source: RefSeq, a predicted model, not a curated record